Cyclopterus lumpus (lumpfish) is the source of this 2425-nucleotide messenger RNA. It is a transcript of the gene tpd52l1, whose product is annotated as tpd52 like 1. Gene Ontology annotation, biological process: positive regulation of apoptotic signaling pathway; positive regulation of MAP kinase activity. The record is from RefSeq and is a predicted model, not a curated record. NCBI's taxonomy places the organism in Eukaryota, Metazoa, Chordata, Actinopteri, Perciformes, Cyclopteridae. The transcript has 10 exons. Gene Ontology annotation, cellular component: cytoplasm. Bases 135 to 1082 code for a protein of 315 amino acids.
ACACCCGGAGGAACCCGAGGAAAUACACAGCGACCCAGAGCCGCUAUCGGCCGCUGCUGCUGCUGCUGCGCGUGCUGCCGUGUCUCGUCUCGUCUCAGGAGGUUAUUUGGGAAGUUCACACCCGGCUGUCGCUCAUGGAGACCAGGCAACAAGAGUUGUACUCUGGUGUUCUGAGUGACGCAGUGGUGGACUGGGGCAGCAUGGGUCCUGGUGAGGAAUGGGUUAACUCGACCAAACACGAGGGAGAGGAGGGUUUGAAUCCCGGUGUGUUUUACCCCUCUGGCGAGGAAUCGGUUAAAAGACUCUCUCAUGGUGACGACCUGGCUCCAGUGGCUCCAAAUGGGGAUCACCUGACAGAGUGGAGUAAAAGUUCACCAUCAGGGGACGAUCAGUGGGGUCAGACAUCAAUGUCCCUCUCUGACAACUGGGCCAUGUCCACCACUUGGGAUAUGCAACUGGACAGCACAGGUUUUCUGGACUCUGAGCCACUGAGAGAGGCCGAUGAAGAUAUGGCGUCAGAAGUCCAAUUAAACUUGACGGAGGAGGAGAGAGAGGAGAUCCAACAAGAGUUGGAUAAACUGGAGGAGGAGAUCAGUACGUUGAGGCAGGUGUUGACGUCCAAAGAGAAGCAGCACGCAGAGCUCAAACAGAAACUGGGCAUGACUUCGCUGAACGAGCUCAGAAACAACUUGAGCAGAGGCUGGCACGACAUGCAGACGUCCACGGCAUGCUGGUUACAAGACACGCAAUACAAAGACUAUAAGAAGACGUCAGAGACGCUGUCCACGGCGGGGCAGAAAACCUCAGCAGCCUUCAGCACGCUGGGCAGCGCCAUCACCAGGAGGUUCGGGGACAUGAGCUACUCUAUCAGACACUCUAUGAGCAUGCCCACCAUGAGAAAUUCUCCCAGCUUCAAGUCUUUUGAGGAAAAAGUGGAGACUACGGUGUCCACCAUCAAGACGAAGGUCGGCGGUGCAGAAGCAGGAGGCAGCUUUGAGGAGGUCCUCUCCUCCGCAGCACACGCCAGCUCUCAGGACACGCCCACCAACAACUUGACGGACGGCUCCGAGAGGCCGUGUUAGAGCUGCGUCCACACCGAGGGAGAGGCGGGACUUGAACCAGGAAUGUCACAUAAUGUACUGAAUGCUCUGACUGAAAUGUUACACAACACCUUUUUGUUUUAUCGUGUUGACGCGUUAUCUCAGCUCCUGUCUCUCAACACGUUGACGGGAUUUCCUGCAACCCUAAGUGCUUAGAUUGAUAUUAAAACGUACGCAAUUUCAUGUUUGGACCAAAAAUGUUACCUAAAUAUUCAGCGACGGUCAGAAGCACACAUUAAUAAACAUAAUGAGCCUCUCUGGUUAUUCCACAUGUAACUAAACUGAAUCUGUUGAUCACUUUGAGUUUCCCCGAGAGCAGAUUCCAGGUCAGCUUCAGAAGGCAGGCGGAAGUUAAACCCUGUAAAGGAGUCACCCUCUCCUCACCUGUGGGAUAAAAAAAGAAAAUAUUAAAAAGUCAAAUUUAAAGCUCAAAAUCAAAUGAUUGAGUCCUUCAUUUUCUGACUAACAGCCAUGUCGGUGCAGAUUCAAAACAUAACUUCAUACCAAAAACUACAUUUGUAGGUUCUGAUUAGAAAUCACAUUUUCAACUACUUUGUACGAACUCAUUAAAAACAAUAUACAUAUAACCCAGAAGUGAUAGGUGUAUUUAUAAACUUGUAUAAAUGGUUUUACACUAAGAUGAGAUCUUAAGAUUUUGUUGCGGCACCUGGAAAAAAAUACUUCUACUUUUUUACAUCACAGCUGACUCGUGUUCACUUUGGACAAUUAAUUGAGUCUAAUGCUGGAAAUCAAAAACGAUUAACACCGUGUUCUCCAAACAUCUGCAGGAUAUUUAUGUGUUUAACCUCGUCUUGAACGGCUGUAGCUCAGAUUAGAGCUGAAUUCACACGCAGGUAUAAAACACAAAAUUUUAUAAGGAGUUUGUUUCUGAUGCCUUUUGGCUAUUUAACUAAUACAUACAGUAAAAUAUGAAUAUGACAUCGGACUGCUGCUUGAUGUUGCUUCAGCAGCACCGAGCAGAUUCGUAACGUCUGGUGAAGAAAUAAUCAACACCGACGUCACUUUUUACUGCUUAUGUUAUGAAAAGGUCGGUGCCACGAGACAAAAAAACUCUUUCUAUAUAAAAACAUCCAGUUUUUUUUAACAAAUCAUUAUAUUUUUUGUUUUUGCUCAUCUUUCAUGUGUUCUAAGAUUUUAUUUUCUUUGCUGUGGUUUAAGAAGAUGGUGUUUUAAUAAAAAUGAUGUUCAAGCAUUCAAGCACUAAAAGAUAUCGUGCAGUAAGCAAAGGUGGUCUUCUACCAGAUUACUGAGGUCCUGCAUGUUGUGUCACAUAUAUAUAUAUAUAUAUAUAUAAAAAUAAAUAA